Messenger RNA from Eutrema salsugineum, 3281 nucleotides. RefSeq lists its product as uncharacterized. Gene Ontology annotation, biological process: protein transport. The record is from RefSeq and is a predicted model, not a curated record. The coding region runs from base 193 to 3009 and encodes 938 amino acids. The transcript has 7 exons. NCBI's taxonomy places the organism in Eukaryota, Viridiplantae, Streptophyta, Magnoliopsida, Brassicales, Brassicaceae.
CUUCUCUAACAUCAAUAUUCGUUUCUUCUGCGAAAAUUCCAAUUCCUCAGAUCACAGAUUUUCGCCUCAUCUAUAUAUCAAGCAAUAAACGCCUUAAGUUCGCUCUGAUUUUUUUUUGGCAGAUUCGAUUAAAAUUAUCUUGGACUGUCUCUAGGUUUCCGAUUUUCGUUUCUGUUUGCUAGAUUUGAUUCCAUGAAGAAGGUGCUUCAUCGAGGCUUUAAGCCAGCUAAAUGCAAAACAGCUUUGCAAAUGGCGAAUUCACGCCUCAAGAUACUCAAGAACAAAAAAGAGAUCCAGAUUAAACAGCUGAGAAGAGAGUUAGCUCAAUUACUCGAAGCUGGAAAUACACCUACAGCUAGAAUUCGGGUGGAACAUGUUGUAAGGGAAGAGAAGACAGUGGCUGCUUAUGAGCUCAUUGGAAUCUAUUGCGAACUUCUUGUUGUUCGUUUGGGUGUUAUCGAAUCACAGAAAAACUGCCCCAUUGAUCUGAAAGAAGCCGUCGCGAGUGUCUUAUUUGCUUCCCAGAGGUUGUCAUCAGAUGUCCCGGAGCUCUCGGAAAUCGUUAAGCAAUUCACAACCAAGUAUGGGAAGGAUUUUGCUACUUCUGCUAUUGAGUUGCGUCCAGAUUCUGGUGUGAGUCGCCUGUUGGUUGAGAAAUUGUCGGCCAAAGCCCCGGAUGGUCCAACAAAGGUCAAGAUUUUGGUGGAAAUAGCUGCGGAGCAUAAUGUCGUAUGGGAGGCGAAAUCUUUUGUUGAACCGGAUCCAAGAGACCAGUUGUUGAGUGGAACAAGCUCGUUUCAGUCAGCGAGUAGUGUAAACGUGGAUUCCUCUAGAAUCCCAAACAAGGAACAACCUCCAAACGUCCAAGCUCCAGCUACUGUCAAUGUUCAACGUGGAUCAAGUGAAAUACAUCAUUCAUCAGAGAACUCUUAUUAUGCAAGUGAUGGAAGAUCUUCAAGCCGUAGCAACAAUGUUACUUGUGGGAACGAUGAUGACUAUCAUCAUCCAAAUGCAAGACCUUCUCGGUCUACGACUGAUGAAGGGGAACGUAGAAAUCCAAAUCAUGGCGAUGAAAAUUCAUCUUCAAGAAGUAAGCAUAGGUGGGAAACAGAAUUUUAUGAUUCUACAGAGGCUGCACGUGCGGCUGCUGAAGCUGCUGAAAGAGCAAGUUUUGCUGCUAGAGCAGCUGCUGAGCUUUCCAGCAAAGAAAGGAUGACGAGGCAGAAUUCAUCAGAGUCGCAUGUAUCCUCUGCAUCGGUUAAUUUCAGAAACGAGCCUUCACAUAGACGUAACAGAUCGAAUGUACAAAGCGAAAGCUUUUCUGAAGAGCAUUUUUCUCCUAGAGGAAAUGUUAGGAAGCAAUAUGAAGAUAUGGAUAGAACCCGACAAGAUAGAUAUGGUAGGGCAAAGGAAUCUGAGAUUCCUCCUUUACAUCAGCAAUCAGAAAGACAUUCCCUGGAGAACUUGAGAAAGAGCGGUUCCUUUGGUCAAACAGGUAGAGAGAAGCAGCCAAGCGAGCACGAGACAGAUUUCAAUGUUGGUUACUCGGAAGAUGCUCACUUGAGGAAGCAGUCAAGCAGGGCUUCAUCGCAUUCACAUUCAAGCAAUUAUUCUGAUGAGAAUGUUCUUGGCUCAGAUUAUACGAAGUCUCCGAGCCAUGUGGACGAAAACAUUUUUGCCACUGAAUAUGAUCACCAAUCUCAGAAGAGCUUUCAAAAUAUAGAUUCCCAUGAUCAUGGACAUCAUGAUGCUUCUGCUGAUACUUUUGAUGAUUAUAACUCCUUUUCCGACAAACCUACGUUCGACGCAGAAGAUGAAUAUGAUCAUGGCGUGGGAUUUUCAUUGCUUGGCAGCAAAACACCUACACCAUCUGCUUCCUGGAGCGCCAAAGGAGACCAUAGUAAGUCUCAUGGAAAUCACAGCUCAAGCUCACAAGUGAGCCCAUGUUCUCCACUAUUUGAUGAUGUCUCUACAAGUCCUCCGGCUUCAUACCAUGAGCCCGACCCACAUGCCAAGUUUGACAGUUAUGGUCCAGAUUCAGAAAGCGAUGACGAUCAGCCUAGACACAGAGGUAAAGUUUCUGGAGGUUUAGACGAAAGGGUGAAUCUGACAUCUGAUCGAUCUCAGAAGUUUCAAGUCUCUAAUCCUGUGGGACGUGGAUUCUUCCCUUUAGACACAAAUGAACACGAAGAUGAUUCAAGGUCACGGGAAGAAUCAGAUUCUGAGGCAGAUGAUCAGACUGGUCUGAAUUUUAGACCUCUGAUGGGUGGAUUUAGGAACAGAAAGACACUCCCACCAUACAGAAUGGGUCUGGCAAGAAACGAGGCAUCGUCCAAGUCUGAAAAGGAACAUAAUGAAACAGACGAUGUUAUGUCUACUUUUAGCAAUAACAGAAAAGAUAUCUACACUAAGAAAGCAAGCAACAACGAGAGGACAUCAAGCACUACGCCGCCACAUCCAUCUUCUAGUGAUGACGACGACUCAGAGGUCCAACUUCGAGGAAGAACAGAAACAAGACCCCAAGCCUCAUAUCGCCAUUCCCAAGUCAGCCAUGAUGACUCAGAGGAAGAACUUCCAAAACGAGCUUCUUUCAGAAGUCAAGUGAGAACAGAUAAGCCUACCACGGGGAUGAGAGAUUACAAUAGAGCAAACUUGAAGACCCCAGCUCCAACCUCGCAUGAAGAUGAGGAAGAAGUCGGAAGAUACGCUGCACAAGUCAAUGCCAAGCCGACUAAAACAGCCGGGAUCUCUCUAAGGACUAAGGGCCAAGGGAAAGCUCAUGAGAAGCGCUCAUUCCCAGUGACAACAACGAAAACCGAUAAAGAGUCUCAUGAUCAGACCACUCCAAAGCACAAGACAGUAACUUCAAGCCCUGUUCCACAAACUGUAAAAUCCCCUGAUCCAGAAACCCCGUCAAGGGAAAGAGCUAGUCAUGUUCAUCCUAACCUCCCAGAUUAUGACGAUAUCUUUGCAAAGCUUGGGGCUCUUCGUGCUCCUAAAAACCGCUAAACCCUGCUCAUCCUCCUUCUGUUCAUAGAUUUUUUCCUCUGUCACAGAGAUCAGCCCCAUUCAUUCUUUCCUCUGAUAUUCUCACACAUUUACAGAUUGAAGUUGAUAUUGUUACACAUUUACUAAUUGAAGCAGUGGGGUGAUUCUUCUGCUUGUUAUAGAUUGGUUUUUUUUUUUGUCUAUUUUUUUAAACAACUAUUUGUGAAGCUAAAGAUUUUAUAAUAACAUUGGAAACGUUGUGACAAUAGAAAUAAAGUUUGUUUUUCUAAUUA